Messenger RNA from Brachypodium distachyon (stiff brome), 1419 nucleotides. RefSeq names its product probable E3 ubiquitin-protein ligase RHY1A. Lineage: Eukaryota; Viridiplantae; Streptophyta; Magnoliopsida; Poales; Poaceae. The transcript has 2 exons. The record is from RefSeq and is a predicted model, not a curated record. The coding region runs from base 200 to 1021 and encodes 273 amino acids.
CCUAUCCAGAGCAGAACCGGAUGGAUCCCAAAAGCUAAAUUAAACCGGAAGAAACAAAACAACAGGGGAACGAAAAGCAAAGCAGCGCCUCCCAAAUCCUUGUGUCGCGCAGGCGCUCGCGCUGCCUGCCACGCCAGUACGCCACGCCACGCGCGCCUCAUCCGUGCCGAGGCGCCGGAGGAGGAGGACCCUGACGGCCAUGACGAGCGCCUCGGAGCUCUUCACCGCCCGCCGGGCCCGCGCGCCCCGCCUCUCCGUCGACCCAGACCCCGACCCGGAUCCGCACGCAGAGGCGCCCCAGCUGGACCCACACGGCGUCGGGGGCCGCCGCCGGCGCCGCGGGUGCCGCUCGCGCCGCCAGCUCGACGCCGCCGGGGACGUGAGGCAGCACCUCCACACCGGGCCCCCGCCCUCGCGCCGUCGCGGCUCCUACACGGACCGUAUCUUGUCAUACAUUGACAGUAGCAUCAUUGGGGAUUCUGCAGCUACAAGGAACCGACUCGACAGGCUGAUGUUCAGGACAAAUGAGCGGCUUCCGGGUGCUGUACUGCAAGCACAAGCACGUGUUCUAGAAAGGCUGAGAGGCGUUUCUAUCGGUUCAUCUGCUUCUAGGCCAUCCAUCACAUUAGAUGAAUUUUCAGCUACGGAUGUUUUCAGAAUCAUCGACUUUGGAAGCAGGGAAUCACCGCACGAAGCGAACUGGCCCAGCUCAUCAUCUGUCCAGCUGGGUAGCGGGUCAGAUGAAGAGAUCCAAACCAUCAGUUCAACUAGUUCCAACAGGUCACAUGGACUGAGCAAGGCGGCAUUCUUCCGGCUACAGAUAGAGAUUUUUGAGGCCAAGAAAGACGAUAACAGGGAGGCUUCGCCGGAAUGCUCGAUUUGCCUUGAUGGAUUCUACGACGGAGAUGAGCUGAUAAGGCUGCGCUGUGGGCACAGGUUCCACUCGACUUGCUUGGAGCCAUGGGUACGGAAAUGCGCAGACUGCCCAUACUGUCGAACAAACAUACGAUCACGGUCCUGAUGACAAACCCUCAGUUCCGAGUUACCACUUUGAGUAGGAGUAUAACCAGCCAGUAAGGUGUGUUGUAAUUCACUUUGGUGUGAAUGUCUGUUGCAAUGCUGCUGCUAAGGUAUCAUCUCAUCUGUUAAGUAAAGUCACAUAUCUGAAUAUCUUGUGCGGAUGGAGACUGAUAGUGCAUAGCAGGCCCUGUUGUCUGUACAUCUAUGAGAAUUUAGCAUGAGCGGGCCUAGUCUCCGUGCGGCACUACGGACUAGAAAAAAAUUAUACUAGUGUGUUGUUUAGAGAGAAUGUUGUACCAUCAUACUUCCAAAUAAUCCACGUACUUGCUCAAAAUGGUUUGUGCCAAAAGAACAUCUGAUGUGGUCGUCGUUACCAAUGGAGACCUUUACAUGUGUAAA